UUUAAUUUUCCAAACUGUCAUGCUACCACCAAAUCUUCCCCAUAUCUUCUUGAAUCUUGAACCCCCCUCAUAUAUAUACACAACCCCUCCCCAAACACAUUCAAAUCAACCAAACCAAACAACUCUCGUCUUCUUCUUGGCAACCAAACCCUAAUUCCAAAAAAAAAAAAAACCCUAAUUCUAAGUUUUUUUUUCAGAAAUCCGAGGAGAAGAAAUGGCAACCUUGGAUGAUGGUUCGGAGUUUUUCCACGUUCUUGCCGUGGACGACAGCGUCGUUGACCGGAAACUGAUCGAGAGGCUGCUGAAGACAUCCUCGGAGAACGUGAAAGUGACGGUGGUGGAUUCCGGGAGCAAGGCGCUGGGGCUAUUGAGCGAGGUGGAAGUGAAUCUGAUCAUCACGGAUUACAGCAUGCCGGGGAUGACGGGGUACGAUCUGCUGAGGAAGAUCAAAGGCUGCGCCGCUUUCAAGGAUAUCCCGGUCGUGAUCAUGUCGUCCGAGGAUGUCCCGUCCAGGAUCACCAGGUGUUUGGCGGAAGGCGCAGAAGAGUUCUUCCUUAAACCGGUUCGCCAGUCCGACGUUAACCGCCUCAAACCGCAUCUCUUGAACGGCUGCAAAGGAAAGGCCGCGUUUUCCCCCGAUUCCGCGGCGGCGGUUUGCGGGAUCGUUUGAUUUGUCGGAGAAUCCGUGUUUGUUUGACAUCGGAAAACGUUGGACGGAGCUGAAUUUGACCCCGGCGGCUGAGAUUCGUGGAAGCGGGAGGUUCCGGCGCCGGAAAUGGGUUGGGAAUUUAAUCGAACACCUGGCGGGUCCAAGAAUUGAUCCUAGACAAUUUAGCCAUGAUUCGGAACUGAAUCGAACAUCGGAUCUGAUCUGCUUGAAAACUGGCGGACAUAUAUGAUUGACAACAAUUGUAUGUAUGGGCCACACAGCACUACCCAUUUUUCAACAAACAAUUACAGUUGUAAUACUUUCGAUACUGUGAAAGUAAUAGUUCUGAAAUUCAUUUUCAAUUGAGAAUUAAGUUACAAUAUGAACUGAUCAAUGUCUGUGCAAGUGGUUUAGAUGAUGACGAUGAUGUUAUUCAUGUAUACAUUUGAGGGUUAAACUAUGAAAAAUUAAGAAAAAAAAUGAUUAAAAGAUGUCACGAUAA
Molecule: messenger RNA, 1151 nt
Organism: Ipomoea triloba (trilobed morning glory)
Lineage: Eukaryota; Viridiplantae; Streptophyta; Magnoliopsida; Solanales; Convolvulaceae
Product: two-component response regulator ORR9-like
Exons: 1
Coding region: 215-670 (151 amino acids)
Biological process (GO): cytokinin-activated signaling pathway; phosphorelay signal transduction system
Source: RefSeq, a predicted model, not a curated record